Messenger RNA from Cercocebus atys (sooty mangabey), 2023 nucleotides. It is a transcript of the gene MIP, whose product is annotated as major intrinsic protein of lens fiber. Gene Ontology annotation, molecular function: water channel activity. Gene Ontology annotation, biological process: transmembrane transport. NCBI's taxonomy places the organism in Eukaryota, Metazoa, Chordata, Mammalia, Primates, Cercopithecidae. Gene Ontology annotation, cellular component: apical plasma membrane; plasma membrane. The record is from RefSeq and is a predicted model, not a curated record. The coding region runs from base 33 to 824 and encodes 263 amino acids. The transcript has 4 exons.
GGGACCCAGGCACUGUGCCCAUCCCCCCUGCCAUGUGGGAACUGCGGUCAGCCUCCUUUUGGAGGGCCAUAUUCGCUGAGUUCUUUGCCACCCUCUUCUAUGUCUUCUUCGGGCUGGGGUCCUCACUGCGUUGGGCUCCUGGACCCCUGCAUGUUCUGCAGGUGGCUAUGGCAUUUGGCUUGGCCCUGGCUACACUGGUGCAGUCUGUGGGCCACAUCAGUGGAGCCCACGUCAAUCCUGCAGUCACUUUUGCUUUCCUUGUGGGCUCCCAGAUGUCCCUGCUCCGUGCCUUCUGCUAUAUGGCAGCCCAGCUCCUGGGAGCUGUGGCUGGGGCUGCUGUGCUGUAUAGCGUUACUCCGCCUGCCGUCCGAGGAAACCUAGCACUCAACACGUUGCACCCUGGGGUGAGCGUGGCCCAGGCAACCACAGUGGAGAUCUUCCUGACACUCCAGUUCGUGCUCUGCAUCUUUGCCACAUACGAUGAGAGGCGGAAUGGCCAACUAGGCUCCGUGGCCCUGGCCGUUGGCUUCUCCCUUGCCCUGGGGCACCUCUUUGGGAUGUAUUAUACUGGUGCAGGCAUGAAUCCUGCCCGCUCCUUUGCUCCUGCCAUUCUCACUGGGAACUUCACCAACCAUUGGGUGUACUGGGUGGGCCCAAUCAUUGGAGGGGGUCUGGGCAGCCUCCUCUACGACUUCCUCCUCUUCCCCCGGCUCAAGAGUAUUUCUGAGAGACUGUCUGUCCUCAGGGGUGUCAAACCCGAAGACUCCAAUGAACAACCAGAAGUCACAGGGGAACCUGUUGAACUGAACACCCAGGCCCUGUAGAAGCUCCAGCUGAAUAGAGGGAGUAGAAAGCUUCUGAGUUUACUUGGAAGGGUUGAGUCAGCCCCUAGAUGAAGAAAGAGACUGUGGGGAGGGGCAUGUACUUCUUUAUUUUUUAACUUAUGUAUGUGUUUUGUUUUUUUUUUUUUUUUUCCUUUUGCUGUGUGAAAUCUUUCAAGUUGCAUUCAUGAGCUGGUUGGUGCGAGCUUCCCUUCCUCCCCAUCCCACCUCUCUUCGCCGUGUGUGCUGAUUGUGCAUAUGAAUGUGAGUGAUUGUGGCUGUGUCUGAGUUUUGGGGCAAUGAGAGCUAAGGAAGCAAAAACAGGUGCCAUCCUAUACCUCCCUUCCUUGACCCAGUAUGGUGAGUACAGGGUAACCAACACCUUAAGUUUCUGGCCUUUACCCUGUUGCCAGUCAAGUGUGUGGCUCUUGAUUUCUGAAGGAACAGAGAAGCAGGGAGUUACUCCUUACAUGAGGCAGAUGGAGAGAAGUGGAGGAGACAAGGCAUUCCAAGGGUUAGGAGAAGGGACUCAAGGGAGGUGGGUGGUGAAAAUGGAGAUAUUAGCCCCAGAUCAGGAUGCAGAUGUACCAAAGAAUUGGGGGAAAGUUAAUGGGAACAUAUAGCCUACUUAUCUCAGGGAUGCUUGCCCCAGGGACUUGGGUGGGGAAGUAACUCUGAGAAAAGUGAACACUAGGAUUUGAGCUGUUCUGUAAAGCCACGUAAACCUGUCUACAUCCACUGACUGGUUGUGUUCAUUCUGGCAUAAUGGAUCUCUUCAGAGGUCCUGGGCCAAGGAGCUUCCAACCUAAAUAGGGCUUGGGCAAGCCUAGAAUCUAGAAAAAUUAAGCAGCUUAACUGGUCAGCCUGACAUCCACUGGUGUGACUGCCUGGCAGAUGGUAUUUAAGCCCUAAGGCCAACACAGGAAAUCUGAUUCCUGGAGCAAAUAAAUGCAGGGGUGGUAGUAGGGGGCAUGAGGAGAGAGGCUUUGACUCUGUUUUAAUUUAUUUAAAGCAAAUCAAAACACUCCUCAAAUGGCAUCUUUCUGCUUUUAUCACUAGUUCAGUGUUUCUUUUGUUUUGUUUUGUGUCUGUGUAUUUUUCUCUGUCAUCUGUCCUUUCAUCUUGAAGGAAAUCUAUUCUAACUCCCUCAUACCCCAGAAAUUGAUUCCUUCUAUUCAAAUGCUUAAUAAUUCAGGAGAUUA